Akanthomyces muscarius is the source of this 2472-nucleotide messenger RNA. RefSeq lists its product as uncharacterized. The transcript has 3 exons. The record is from RefSeq and is a predicted model, not a curated record. Lineage: Eukaryota; Fungi; Ascomycota; Sordariomycetes; Hypocreales; Cordycipitaceae. The coding region runs from base 1 to 2472 and encodes 823 amino acids.
AUGGCUCCCGCCAACGGCUCGUCCAAGCCGCGCAAGGCUACUGCCGCUGCCGCUGCCGCUGGUGCUACUCCUGCUCCUGUGGUGCCAGUUGCGGCGACGACGAACAGCAAGCCUGCGCAGAAGAAGGCGGUGGUGCCCGCUCUUCCUCUGCCCUAUGUCAAACGUCAGCAGGCUGCUGCUGCUGCCUCCGCCGCAGCGAAUGCGAACAAGACGGAAACAAAGACUGAUGACGCUCGGCCCAACGGGAAACAGAACAAGUCAAAGGACUCCAAGCCUCGCAAAGAGGAGAGCUCCAAAGCCGCUGCUGCGGAGCCGGCGUUAGAGGCUACAAGCAAAGCCGCCAACGGCUCAGAGACCGCUGUUACGCCGUCGCAGGCCCAGGCCAAAGCACCACCAGCCCCCAGCAAGCAGCCACAGUCACCCAACACCGAUUUAUCCGUCAGCCGACACUCGGCGGAGGCCGCGUCGUCUGCGACCGAAGUCAAGCAAGAGGUCAUCAACGCAAACGGUAACUUAAACGCGUCUGUAGGCUCCACUGAGCGACGAAGCAACAAACACACAGCGAACGCGAUGACCAACAAAGGCCCUAAGUCUCGACCCCCUCCCGCCGUCUCGCCUACCAGAUACCACAUGCCUCCGCCUUUCCAGCCUGGCAAUAGGAUGCCGGGCAUGCACGCCAACGACGAUGGGUCUAGGGGUUCUCGACCGCUUGGCCCCAACGGCCACGCCCAUGUGCACCACCAGGCCCAUCCGAGCAACAGCAGCCUGCAUUUUGGUGGCUUCCAGGAAUCUCAGAGCUCUAGCCCGGCUCCUCCUCACUCUGGUGGUAUCGCUCCGCCUCCGGGCAUGCCAUUUCCUGGUGGGCGCCAGCCAUUCAUGGGGCCAGGCGGUAACGGCUUCCCGCCCAUGAUGCCGUACGGCCCAGACAUGAUGCCUGCUACGACGUUUGACAACUACGGAAGACCCCCGAUGGCUUAUGCCCCUCCUGAUUCCUACCCGCCUUAUCGCAACAACUAUAACCCAUCCGCUCCACACAGCUUCCACGACUCUCAUUCUUCCAUGGAAGAAUUCAACCAGCAGCAGUACGCCGGUCGAGUGCCUAUGCGCAAUGGAGGCCCUGUUGCAGAAGAACAACAGAUGCAAGGAAACGCUGGUCGAAUGUUUCCCCCACCCGAUUUUCAUCGCAUGAUGCCCAAUCCCAGCAUGCCGCCUCACCUGAUGCCCCCAAGCGAUGAUGCCGACCAGCUGGCUGGAUACACACAGCAGCAGUUCGGAAAUCCAGAGCUAUCUGAUUGCUCUCUUGAGCUGCGCUACCUAGACGACCGGGCGCCCCCAGUCCGCAUUGCUGCCCAUAGAUUCGUCCUCAACCGAUCGCCCGAACUAGCAUCGCUUUUGCGUCAGCAGAUACAAUCGCCAAGCCCACCCGAUCGCUCUCAGCAGACCGUGUUGAUUGAGACCAAUAGCAAGUGGAUUCGUUCUGAUGCGUUCUACAUGGCAGCUCAACGCCUCUAUGGCAUGUCGCUCUUACAGUAUCCCGGCAAUCGCAACCUUCAUAUCGAGUCUGGUGAUUUGACAGAAGCUGGCUCCAAUGUCGAUCAGCUCGAUUUCGCACUCUCCUAUGCAGCCGCUGGCCAACUGCUUGGCUGGGGGCCUGUUACCAAGCGUGGGUGCGAAGUGGCUACACAGCUUAUUGACUGGCAGACAAUCGAGCGAGUCUUGGAGUUUGCAUUGGAAGGCCACUGCGACUUGGGCACUCACGAUGCAUACAGAUACGGAGAAGGCUCUAAGGUUAUUCUCGAUGCUGUUGUCACUUUUAUCGUGCACAACUUCCCAUCUACUUUUGAGCUGGAUGCCGAAGUGGUUGCUCCCGUCCAGUAUGCGAGACUACCCAUGCAUCCCCCGCCUCCAGCACCAAGUCGACCCGCAGCCCAACAAAGCACGAUCCUGGCAGACGAGAAGCCAGUGGUGCAGCUUGGCAAAGGACGACGCUCGCAGAAGCUCACCAAUAUCCAGUUCGGUGAUUUGGCCCUUACUGAGAGCAACCCUGCUUCCGAGACCGAAACACCAAAAGCGUCCCGCCCAGCGCAGCCCGUCUCUCAUGCGGUCUUGUCCCGAAUCUUGCUCAACAUUCCGUUUACGCAGCUCAAGAUGAUAUUGGAAUCCUCUGGAUCUGGCAACGUUAAUGGCUGGGCCAACGCCGAGUCACGAUACCGCAUUGUCAAGGCUGCAGUGGAUGAGCGCGAGGCGCGUCGCGUCAAGGCAGUUGAUGCUGUCGCCGAUGACCGUGUUCCAGAUGCUGAGGAGUUGCGCGCCAGCCUGAGAGCCCCCGAGCCUCGCAACAUGCCGCGAUGGGGCGCACUGGGCUGGCACGAGGAGAUGCUUCCCUAUGGAAACCCCGAUGGCCCUUCUUUAGGACGCAAGUGGGCUCCUCUGUCAGCGCCGCACAGCGGCCCCGUUGCGGAUUAUCCUUGA